Molecule: messenger RNA, 852 nt
Organism: Colletotrichum truncatum
Lineage: Eukaryota; Fungi; Ascomycota; Sordariomycetes; Glomerellales; Glomerellaceae
Product: methyltransferase family protein
Biological process (GO): ubiquinone biosynthetic process
Cellular component (GO): mitochondrion
Source: RefSeq, a predicted model, not a curated record
AUGGCGUCCAGCUCACAGUCAAAGUACCAUAUCGGAUUCAAGCAGGGAACAAUCAAGUUGUUCGAACUGCGCAAUGUCUCGACUUGCUUGCAGUACCUGCUCCCGACGCUCAAGUCGCUGCCACCCACCUUCUCCCUCCUGGAUGUCGGCUGCGGUCCAGGCAGCAUAACCCUGGACCUGGCUCGACAUUUUCCCCAGGCCACCAUCAUCGGGGUCGACCAGAGCGCCGAGGUGACGGAGCGCAACCGGGCCAGCGUUGAAGAGCUCGCUCCCGGAACCCGUGUGGACUUCCGCCAGGGCGACGUGCUCAGGCCCGAGACAUUCCUCACCCCGGAGGAGAUGGAGGCCAAGUUCGACGUCGUCCACGAGCACACCACCCUCAUCUGCAUCCCUGAAAACGCCCCAGUACUUAAGCAGAUGCGGCUGUUGGCCAAACCAAACGGCGGUAUUGUCGCAUGUCGCGACGGUGACACCCAGUCGCAGGUGCUUUGGCCACCAUGUCCCGAAAACGCAGAGCUACAAGAGCGUAUCUAUAGAAUGAACGGUCUAGAAACGCAAACUGGCCGUCGCCUGAUUCAGAAAGCUCUGGCUGCUGGGUUCCGAAGGGACCAGAUCACGGCGUCGGCCAGCGUUUUGUCCAACAUCACGCCCGAGGAAAGGUUCGCGUACGCAGGUUCUAUGCUUGACAUCCUCGCCGAUGAAAAUUCUGAAUAUCGCCAAGCUGCCACCAAGUUUGGAUACACGGAAGAGCAGGUUGAGGUACUUCGAGCAAAUAUGCAACGGUUUAUCGACGCAGAGGACGCUUGGAGGCUGCUCAUAUGCACAGAGAUCAUCUGUCGGUUGGACGGAUAG